UUUGCUGCCUGGAAACAUCCGCGCGUUCACUCUUCCUCAACCCCCUGACGCAGUUCUACCGUCGCGUGCUCUCUCUCUGUCUCGCCCGCCUACCCAGCGCUCUCCCAGCUCCCUCCCACCUCCCUCCCAGUCAUGAUGCCCUGCCUUGGCCACCUGGUCGUCGCCCUGGCUCUGGUGCUGACCCUGAGUCACGCCCUGCCCGCCAAGGAGGUCCCUGAAGCGCAGAAGGAGGUCUCAACGGCUCAUGAAGGAGGGCGGUUGCAGAAGAGAGCCGCGAGUCCUUCCUCUGACACCAACCAGGAGGAGCUCGCCGUCCUGAAAGACCUCAUCCUGUCCCGUCUGGCGGCUGAGCUUGAUGACACCUAUCAGGACCUGCCAUCCUUUAAGCGUGACCUACUGAAGGGGGAGAUCGAUGGGGAGGAGGAGGACGAAGGAAACGAAGAAGGAAGGAGGGAGGACGGGAAGAAGAAGAGGAUGUUUGCCCCUCUCUCUGGUCUACCGGGGAACCUGCGUACCAUCAAGAGACAGAUUCGGUACCAUCAGUGCUAUUUCAACCCCAUCUCUUGCUUCAGGCGGAAGUGAGCACACAGCCAUCACAUGUAGAGAUGACGCCGCCAGCCAGCUGUCUCCGUCACCCCAACCUGACGUCACCCCACAGCCUGGCCAGCGCGUCCACCCCCACCGCUUGACGUCAUCAUCAUCAGCAGCAGCAGUACUUCAGCAUAACCUUCAAUAUAACAAGCAAAGAUGAACUAGUGACGUCGCCAAUACCUGAAUGUUCUUUGUGCGUGUGUGUGUGUGUGUGUGUGUGGGACAGGACCUACUUCUUUUCUCUUUGUGCCAAUCGAUAUAUGUUUGACCAGGUCUUGCUUUUUCUUCUUCUUUUUUUCACUAGAAUUGUGAUAUUCUUUUCCCUUUCCUUUCUUUCAGUGCUAAUAUGAUUGAAGUUCACUAGAAUUUUUUUUUUUUCAUGGCCGUUCUUGCUUUUUAGAUGUAUUGUACUCUCUCUCUCUCUCUCUCUCUCUCUCUCUCUCUCUCUCUCUCUCUCUCUCUCUCUGAUAUGGAUUUAAUCUCCUUACUAACUCACUUCACUCCACUUAGAAUGCAAACUUGUGAACACCCUCAAUAAAAUUCAUGUAAGUAAGACAGAACACCAUUUUGAAACUACCUUAACCUACAAAUCAUAUAUAUUUCUCGUUCUUUACAUCCACUCGUUUAUGUAUCAAUUUAUUUUAGUGGAUUUAUUUUUGUUUCACCUUAUCUUGCUAUUCUUUUUAUCAGUUUACCAUCAAAAAGAACGCUAAGGCUACGUUUUCUUUGGUCCCAAAUUUCAACACUGGCUGGUGAUUGGCGGCUCUCGUGCUCCUCUUUUCUCACUAUUAUAGGCUACUACUCAAUAUUGUGAUACGUUGAGCUUGUUUUCUUCAUAUUCCCGGGAGGUCCUAGUCAAGGGGGAAGGAAAUGUGUGUGUGUGUGUGUGUGUGUGUGUGUGUGUGUGUGAUGAUACUAACGAUAAUAACAAUAAUAAUAGUAAUAAUGAUUUCCAGCACACUACACAGUAAGAAUUAUCCAGCCCUUGAGAAAUAGGUGCAGUGUAUGACAACAUUCUCGCCGCACCAGGAGGAAGAGCAACAAUAAUGGCUAAUACAAAUAAA
Messenger RNA from Portunus trituberculatus (swimming crab), 1655 nucleotides. Its product is annotated as allatostatin-like. NCBI's taxonomy places the organism in Eukaryota, Metazoa, Arthropoda, Malacostraca, Decapoda, Portunidae. The record is from RefSeq and is a predicted model, not a curated record. The transcript is spliced from 3 exons. Bases 133 to 582 code for a protein of 149 amino acids.